CUGAACUUUACAAUUUAACCAACUAUAGUGAAAUCAAAAUUCUGAACAAAUAACUUCCCAAGUCACUCUAAUCAAACUUCAAAUGAUGUCUUAAGAAUUUAAUGCUGGUCGUUGUUUCUAAAUACUGCAUCGUUAAGGUAAAUAAAAAGGUACACAAAAAGAGCGACAUCUAAAAGGGUUUCAAGUUGCAUACACAAAGUUAAGACAAAUUUGUUUUUUUUUUUUUUCCGAUGCAGUGAAAACAAAAAAGAGAGAGAAGAAAGAACAAUCAAAUAACACAAAAUCGGUCCUCAACAGUAAUCACUUGGGAUCUUUCAAAACCUAGAAGAAAAAACUCAUCUUUCUUCUUCUUCUUCCCCUGAGACAUCUCUCGAUUCUUUGUACUCGCUUGUUUUGUUCGAACUCAAUCGGAUUUUCAAUUUCCUGGGCGUAGUUUACAACGAACUGAUUCCUUGGUUUGAUCAAUCGGUGUGUUCUUGUAUCAAUCGAUUUUUUUGGUUAGUUUUUAGGUUUUUGUUGUUUUUCAUGGCUGCGGAUCUCGAUGAUUUGGAAGAAGAGAGUUCUUCCUCAUUAUCACCACCGCUUCUUCCGCCGCCUCGGUCUCCGUUGAAUCAGCCGGAGUUGUGGAUGAGAGUUGAGGAAGCAACCCGUGAAAUUAUAGAGCAGGUUCAUCCAACUCUUGUCUCCGAGGAUCGACGAAGAGAUGUGAUUCUAUAUGUUCAAAAACUUAUCAGAAUGACACUUGGAUGCGAGGUACAUUCUUUUGGAUCGGUUCCAUUGAAAACGUAUCUUCCUGAUGGAGACAUUGAUCUCACUGCUUUUGGUGGGCUGUAUCAUGAGGAAGAACUGGCUGCCAAAGUUUUUGCUGUACUUGAGAGGGAAGAGCAUAACUUGUCCUCCCAAUUUGUGGUUAAGGAUGUGCAGUUAAUACGGGCUGAGGUCAAGCUUGUUAAAUGUCUGGUGCAAAACAUCGUGGUUGAUAUCUCUUUCAAUCAGAUUGGUGGGAUUUGCACCCUCUGCUUUCUCGAGAAGAUUGAUCACCUCAUUGGAAAGGACCAUCUCUUUAAGCGAAGUAUCAUACUAAUUAAAGCUUGGUGCUACUAUGAGAGCCGUAUUCUCGGGGCUUUCCAUGGAUUAAUAUCAACAUAUGCUUUGGAGACAUUGGUCUUAUAUAUCUUCCAUCUGUUCCACUCAUCAUUGAAUGGACCACUAGCAGUUCUAUACAAAUUUUUGGACUACUUCAGCAAGUUUGACUGGGAUAGCUAUUGCAUUAGCCUGAAUGGUCCUGUCUGCCUUUCCUCUCUACCAGAUAUUGUUGUUGAGACUCCGGAAAAUGGAGGGGAAGAUCUUCUGCUGACCAGUGAGUUCCUCAAGGAAUGUCUGGAGAUGUACUCUGUACCAUCACGAGGAUUUGAGACAAACCCACGCGGGUUUCAAUCAAAGCAUCUUAAUAUAGUCGAUCCGCUUAAAGAAACUAACAAUCUUGGACGCAGCGUAAGCAAAGGUAACUUUUAUCGUAUACGAAGUGCAUUCACAUAUGGUGCUCGGAAGCUUGGGCAACUUUUUUUGCAGUCAGAUGAAGCCAUAAGUUCUGAGCUUCGUAAGUUCUUCUCUAACAUGCUACUCAGGCAUGGGAGUGGCCAGAGGCCCGAUGUCCAUGAUGCUAUUCCAUUUUUAAGGUACAACAGGUACAAUGCCAUAUUGCCAGCUUCCAACCAUUUCCAAGAAGGCCAAGUGGUUAAUGAAUCAGAAUCCUCCAGUUCGUCUGGUGCUACUGGAAAUGGUAGACAUGACCAAGAAGACUCGUUGGAUGCAGGAGUAAGUAUACCGAGUACAACUGGGCCUGAUUUAAGUGGAUCACCUGGUGAAACAGUGCCUUCGGUUUCAGAGGAACGAUUUUCGGGAGACGCAAAAGACUUGGCUACUUUGAGGAUCCAAAAGUUAGAGAUUUCCGAUGAUGCAAUGAAAUCUCCGUGCCUUAGUGAUAAGGAAAGUGACUCUCCUUUGAAUGGUAAGCAUCAUUCUUUUAAUCAGAUGAGAAAUGGAGAAGUUUUAAAUGGAAACGGGGUGGGGAAACAGCAAGAGAAUUCCUGGCAUACUGGUUCCAGAAGAGUUAAAGAUAUACAUAUUAAUGAGAAUGAGAAUGAGCAUGUUGGUUAUGAAGACCUGCCAUUCGCAAGUGCAGUACCUUGGCCACAGGAGGACAUGCAUCUCCACUACUCAGGUCAUUGUGUUUCUGGCACUCCGAAUAUGCUGUCUGACCUCUCAGGCGAUUACGAGAGUCAGCUUAACAGUUUGCGAUUUGGUCGCUGGUGGUUUGAUUAUGUCCAAAAUGGUCCUAUGUCUCCACUAUCACCUCCUGGGCUGCCUCAGCUGCCGAACAACAAUUCAUGGGAAGUAAUGCGGCAUGCUCUGCCAUUCAGACGAAAUGCGCCCACUCCAGUAAAUGCAAAUGGAGUUGUUCCGAGACAGGUUUUCUUUCAUGUGAACCCUCAGAUGAUUCCAGGUCCUGGUUUUGGUAUCGAGGAAUUACCUAAGCCACGAGGAACUGGAACAUACUUCCCCAAUGCGAACCAUUACAGGGAUAGACCGUUCUCCCCAAGAGGAAGGAACUCACACCAAGCUAGGUCGCCGCGUAACAAUGGCCGAAGCAUGUCACAAGCGCACUCAGAAAUGAAUUUUCCUGACAGAAACACCCGUGAGAGACAGCUUCAUUAUCCCAACCAAACAAAUGGUUCAUGCGAUAUGAGUCACACUGAUUCACUUGAUAGCUUUCCUGAUACCAAUGGCUCUACAAAUCAUCCAUAUGAAAAGGCUCCAGACUUUAGGCCUACAGAGCCUCUACCAGUGGAAGUACUCUCCCCUCCUGAGGACAGCAAGCCAAGAGAUAGCAUUGAAGGUCAUCAUAAUCGGCCACAUCGUCCAAAACCUAGACCCUCCUCAACACAGGAAGAACGUGAUGUACAUGUAGGGUAACACCUACACAGUCAUACCAUUUGACGGAUGAUGAUGAGUUCCCUCCUUUGUAGCUCUGGCCUGAAUUACAAAUGCAUGCUCUCUAGACCGUUAUAGGAACAGGUAUAGUUUUCUAACUUGGUUUGUCUCCUAAGUUAUUUGUUUUUACCUCCUGCAAGCGCAAAAAAAAAAAAAAGAAGAAGAAUGGAGCUGAUAUGUUUUGGGCUGUGGUUCUUUCUUGUAUGUUAUCUCUGGUGCUAUAGAAUAAUUUAUAUGUAUCUUUAUCAAACUCUCUGGACAAAACCUUUGCAGAGCUUUGUAUUUUCUACUUAGACAGGUUUGCUGAGUGUAUUAUAGGAUGUUUUUUUUUUUCU
Messenger RNA from Arabidopsis thaliana (thale cress), 3329 nucleotides. Its product is annotated as PAP/OAS1 substrate-binding domain superfamily. The record is from RefSeq and is marked reviewed. The coding region runs from base 526 to 2976 and encodes 816 amino acids. Lineage: Eukaryota; Viridiplantae; Streptophyta; Magnoliopsida; Brassicales; Brassicaceae. The transcript has 9 exons.